Molecule: messenger RNA, 1527 nt
Organism: Letharia columbiana
Lineage: Eukaryota; Fungi; Ascomycota; Lecanoromycetes; Lecanorales; Parmeliaceae
Exons: 4
Coding region: 1-1527 (508 amino acids)
Molecular function (GO): glutamine synthetase activity
Source: RefSeq, a predicted model, not a curated record
AUGGGAGACAGCGGGGGAGGCACCGAGGUCACAUACGAUUCGCUGGAGCAUGUCCUGAGGAAUGAUACCAAGGUCAAAGUCGCCGGCAUCGACAUCGAUGGCGUCCUCCGCGGCAAGCUCAUGUCCAAGAAGAAGUUCCUGGGGAUCGCAAAAGAUGGCUUCGGCUUCUGCUCCGUCAUUUUCGGCUGGGACAUGCACGAUCAGACAUACUUCAAGGAAUUGAAGAUCAGCAAUGCCGAAAAUGGGUACCACGACAUCAUUGCCGUGCCGGACUUGAGCAGCUUCAGGAGAAUACCUUGGGAGGACGAUGUGCCCUUCUUCCUCGUCAGCUUCCUUGAUCCGGACCAUCGAGGUCCAAUCAGUGCCUGUCCGAGAGGCCUGCUCAAAACCGCGGUCGAGAAGUUGGAAAAGCAAGGCCUGGGGGCGAUGGCUGGAGCUGAGUACGAGUUCUUCCAGUUCAGAGCGCCUGUCAACAACGCGAUAGAUCCCAAAGAACGCAACUCGUCCUCUACCGCAAAGUUCCUCCAGGAGAACUCGCACAACGCGCUUCCACCUCUCACAGAAGGCAUGUUUGGCUACAGCCUGACGAGGCCAGUCCAUAAUCAAGAGUACUACUAUGGCAUCUACGACGCUUGCGAGAAAUUCGGGUGCGGGAUUGAAGGGUGGCAUACCGAAAGUGGUCCUGGAGUCUUUGAAGCAGCCCUCGAAUUUGGGGAGGUCAAGCAGAUGGCGGAUAAAGCUGGGCUGUUCAAGUCGGUGAUGCCCGGAGGCCCUCCACAUUCCCGCACUGCUAAGAACCAUGCAGAUACGUCGUCAAAUCCUUGGGCAGUAAAUUUGGCAUCACCCCCUGCUUCAUGGCCAAACCCCCGAGAAGGCCUUCCUGGCAAUUCUGGCCAUAUGCACCUGUCGAUCGUUGACAAGUCAGGCAAGAACAUGUUCUAUCGUGGGUCGAAGGAUCCCCACCCUCCAUAUCAGGACCUUGAAUACCUCUCUGAUAUGGGACGUCACUUCCUAGCUGGUCUAUUAGAUGGGUUACCAGAUGUCAUGCCUAUUGUUGCGCCUACCAUCAACUCUUACAAGCGACUCGUCGAGAACUUCUGGGCCCCUGUGACCGUAUCGUGGGGACUGGAGCAUCGAGCUGCUUCAAUACGACUGAUAGCGCCACCGACCGCAAGUGCAAAGGCUACGAGGUUCGAAGUACGUGUUGCCGGCGCGGACGCCAAUCCCUUCCUCGUGCUGGCAGCCAUUCUCGCCCUCGGUUGGCGCGGCGUGGAGAAGAAGCUGGAGAUCAAAGUGCCGCCUCUGGGCAAGGGGCAGAAUGUUGGAGGUGCAUCAGAUCAAGGGGUGCGCCUUGCAAAAGGAUUGAAGGAGGCUACGGUGCAGAUGAUGAGGCGGGAGAGUGUGGCCAGGGAAGUCUUUGGGGAUGAGUUUGUGGAGCACUUUGGAGGCACGAGAGAACAUGAGAUCAGGCUAUGGGACGAAGCCGUCACUGAUUGGGAAUUCAAAAGAUACAUUGAGACGGUUUGA